This is a messenger RNA of Mycena citricolor, 1312 nucleotides long. The record is from the annotation of a GenBank genome assembly. Lineage: Eukaryota; Fungi; Basidiomycota; Agaricomycetes; Agaricales; Mycenaceae.
UCCCUCCGCCUCGACCCUAUACCCCCUCCGGACGUCGCAGGACUCCCGCACGACACGUCCCCAACUACCCGCUCCAAAUUUCGCUUCGUACCCCACAGGAAGUUGAGCGUUGGACCGAACUCUUCGCCCUCGGCGGGUAGUCCCUCCCUCACGCCUGGGUCACCCCCGGCGGCGAUGCCACUUACGAACGGCGCCGUGUCCAAGCUUGCACAUGGCCCACUCCACGACCUCAAACGCUUCCUGAACAACCAUAUUCCACAUUCCCCCGGCGGGCAUCACAGUUCUCCCUCCCAUCUGGACGCGUCGACGCAUCCGCCAUCGGCCUAUUUUGACCCCCCCACUGCGUCGCCGAAGCCGGAGGCUAUGGCGGGGCUUGCAGUCGAGCCCGCCGCCCCGAACUCGAAGGCCGAGAGCAUAUCCGCUCGUUCGUCCUUCCGUGAAAGCAAGCUCGGAUCGCUCAUGCGGAAAGACAAGGACAAGGACAAGGACGUAAAGUCCCUUCCGAUCAAACAGAGCAAGGACCGGACCCCGAGCGAAGACCGCACUCCAUCUCCAGCACGCUCCAACUUUAGCGAACAGCUCGGCAGCGAUCGUGCGUCCCCGAUUUCUGCUGAAACACCGUCCGCGCCCUCCACGCCCCCAAUCCAACAUGCGAAAGCGCCAUCGAAAGCCCCUUCGAUAGCGCCAUCAAAGGCCCCGAGCUUCAAUACAGCCCGAUCAUCGCCUCCGGCACUGCACGUCUUCCACUCGCUCGAGGAGGCCACUCACGCUCAUCUCGGUAAGAAGUACGGUAAAUGGGGUCGGGUCCUCGGUAGUGGCGCCGGGGGCACCGUCCGCCUGAUUAAGGCCAGCAGCAAGAACGGUGGCUCAAUUUUUGCCGUCAAGCAGUUCCGGCCGAAGCGCACCGGAGAGAGCGAGAAAGAGUAUCAGAAGAAAGUUACGGCCGAAUUUUGUGUCGGGUCUACUUUGAAGCACGCAAACAUCAUCGCGACGGUGGAUAUUGUCUCGGAUCAUGGGCACUAUUACGAGGUGUGUUUUUUUGAGCUUCAGCUCGCCUUCUAGCCGUAACCUGUCUAUUCUAGGUCAUGGAGUACGCUCCGUACGACCUGUUCAGCGUGGUGAUGUCUGGGAAGAUGUGUCGACCGGAGAUCUAUUGUGUGUUCAGACAAGUCUGCGACGGAGUCCACUACCUCCACGAGAUGGGUCUGGCUCACCGGGAUCUCAAGCUGGACAACUGUGUCAUGACCAUGGACAACGUCGUGAAGCUGAUUGAUUUUGGGACGGCUACCGUCUUCCACUACCCGGGCAAGCU